CUUCACUUCAGCUUGGUACAGUCCCCGUCGCCCUGACGUCACUCCUGCAGCCCCUCUUUUUGUCCCUGUUCUAGGCCGGUUGUCUCUAUUGAUGCUGCGGUUGCUGGAGAGAAACAUGAAGUUACUUUUUGCUGCUGCCCUCAUUGCGGGCUCCGUCAUCUUCCUACUCUUCCCUGGUGCCUCCGAGGCCGAUGAGAAGAAGAAGGGACCAAAGGUUACCGUCAAGGUGUACUUUGAUAUAAAGAUUGGAGAUGAGGAAAUCGGAAGAGUAGUCUUUGGCCUCUUUGGCAAAACUGUCCCCAAGACUGUUGAGAACUUUGUUGCUCUGUCAACUGGCGAGAAAGGAUUUGGCUACAAGGGCAGCAAGUUCCAUCGUGUUAUCAAAGACUUCAUGAUUCAGGGAGGAGAUUUCACUAGAGGAGAUGGUACAGGAGGUAAAAGCAUCUAUGGGGACAGGUUCCCUGAUGAGAACUUCAAGCUCAAGCACUAUGGUCCCUACUGGGUGAGCAUGGCAAAUGCUGGCAAGGACACCAAUGGAUCUCAGUUUUUUAUCACCACAGUUAAGACAACUUGGCUGGAUGGCAAACAUGUGGUGUUUGGUAAAGUGAUAGAAGGAGAGGAUGUGGUUAGAAAAAUUGAAUCUACCAAGACAGAUUCCCGAGACAAGCCUCUGAAAGAUGUGAUCCUUGUAGAUUGUGGAAUAAUUGAGGUAGAGAAGCCAUUUGGAAUUGCCAAAGAGUAAUCUAAGAGGAGAGCCCACCAGAUCAGACAAUGCUCUUCCAUCACUGCGUCUGCCAGAACUUGAAGAUUCCUUAAACCAGUUGCCUUUGUUCAGUGACUGGCAUAAAGCUGUUUACCACCUAACCAGUACUGUAUAUGCAGCACUGGACUAAUCUGAAAGUGACCAAGACAAGUGACUGUCUAACACCACUUAUUGGAACAUACAGUAAAUUGACUUGUACAUUCCACCCAAUAAAUGUUCAGUUUUUAAAUUGGAAAUGAGAAGACCGUGAUGAUAUCAAAUUCAUUGGAAUAAAAACGGUUUCUAUAAAA
Messenger RNA from Nanorana parkeri, 1053 nucleotides. RefSeq names its product peptidylprolyl isomerase B (gene PPIB). NCBI's taxonomy places the organism in Eukaryota, Metazoa, Chordata, Amphibia, Anura, Dicroglossidae. Gene Ontology annotation, cellular component: intracellular membrane-bounded organelle. Gene Ontology annotation, molecular function: peptidyl-prolyl cis-trans isomerase activity. Gene Ontology annotation, biological process: protein folding; protein peptidyl-prolyl isomerization. Bases 92 to 742 code for a protein of 216 amino acids. The record is from RefSeq and is a predicted model, not a curated record. The transcript is spliced from 5 exons.